AGUACCGUGAGUUUCACCAGCUAUGCCCCACCUCGAGUAAGCUUCCCCUGUCUUACAGUUCGAUAAUAAAGAGCCACCCCAUCUGUGUUCACUUCACUCAGUGUCCCCGAAACAAGUAAACCCACUUUUAAGUCCUUAACUAUCAGACUUUCCACUCCAGAGCAUCAGCAUCAGCAGCAUCACACCCCAGUCCCAACGCCACAUUUCGCUUUUCAAGUCCUGCCCUCCUUUUUCCUUCAGAGAGUAACUCGAAUUCUCUGAAGAAAUGAAGUCAACAACGGUGUUCUUGAUUACCACAGCUAUUCUGCUGCUCUCUUCUCCAGAAGCAAAAGCUCAGACCACCAAAUCUCCCCCUCCAAGCCUGGCUCCAGCACCAGCCCCGACACCUGACUAUGUGAACCUCACUCACCUGCUCACCGUAGCGGGCUCGUACCACACCUUCCUUGGAUAUCUCCAGUCCACCAAAGUCAUCGACACCUUCCAAGAACAGGCCAACAACUCCAAGGAUGGCAUCACCAUAUUUGCACCAACCGACAAGGCCUUCUCAUCGCUUAAGGAGCCAUCCCUCUCCAACCUCACCCAAGACCAGCUCAAGUCACUCUGCCUGUUCCACGCCCUGUCGCAUUACUACAGUCUUGCCGAUUUCAAGAACCUGAGCCAAUCGAGCCCCGUCAGCACAUAUGCUGGUGGCCAAUACACUUUGAAUUUCACUGAUUUGUCUGGAGAUGUGCACGUCAAUUCCGGGUGGACCAAUACAAAGAUCAGUAGCAGUGUGCUUUCCACCAACCCCGUAGCAGUGUACCAAGUGGAUCACGUACUUCUCCCAGAGGCGAUCUUUGGUACUGAUAUACCACCAAUGCCAGCUCCAGCACCGAGUCCUGUAGCUGACACUCCCCCGGCUGCUGAUACUCCGAGUGGAGUAAAUGUUACUACAUCUUCACCAUCUUCGUCAGAACAAAAUCAGAAUUCGUCUCCGCAGCUUAUCAGUUUGGGAAUUUGGAGCCAUUUGUUCGUUGCUGUUUCGAGCGUGAUGAUUAUGAUGUCGGGUUGAUAAUGGAGUUUGAUUAAUGAGCUCUUGGUUUAGAUUAAGACAGUAGAAUUGGAUGUGAUUGAAUUGCUUGAUUUGAAACCAUUUUUUUUGGGGAUUUUAUGUUAUUGACGUUGUGUAGGAGAAAGUGAAUUUGGCUAGUGCUAUUCUAUCAGUACGUUUUUUCAAUGCCAUAUUGUUGAUUCAGUUAGUUUGUUCUUGAUGA
Molecule: messenger RNA, 1253 nt
Organism: Eucalyptus grandis
Lineage: Eukaryota; Viridiplantae; Streptophyta; Magnoliopsida; Myrtales; Myrtaceae
Product: fasciclin-like arabinogalactan protein 7
Exons: 2
Coding region: 266-1051 (261 amino acids)
Source: RefSeq, a predicted model, not a curated record